Molecule: messenger RNA, 528 nt
Organism: Acanthocheilonema viteae
Lineage: Eukaryota; Metazoa; Nematoda; Chromadorea; Rhabditida; Onchocercidae
Source: the annotation of a GenBank genome assembly
AUGCGAUGUUCAGACGGUGCAGUUUAUAAUGCAAAAGAAUUGGAGAAACCUUGUAUUGUUGCUGGCGGCUUAUCCUUUCAGAUAUCGGAUUGUGAAACAUAUAUAGCAGCUUCUCAACGUGCUGAUGGAACAUGGAGAAAAGCAAGAAGAGUGAAAGAUGGUUACAUCCCACAAGAAGAGCAACCCAGGUACGAAUCUCGCGGUCAACAAAUGAGCAACAAAACUACAUAUCCGGUUGGUUGGUCGCCCACCGAAGUUGUGAAAUCUAAAAAGAAAACUAAGGAACAAGAGUUGAAAAAACCGAUUGCUGCAACAUUGAGACCAAAUGCUCCAAUCACUCCUCGUGAAUGUAUUGAAAAGAAGAUUAACAAUUUGAAUAGGAAGCUACGAGAUAUAGAAGUGCUAGAGGAAAGGAUCAGAAGUGGAGAGCUGGAAAAUCCAGAGAAAACACAACUCGAAAAAAUCGCGCGAAAGGAAACUAUUACGAAGGAAAUUGAUCUGUUGACUGCCGAAAUCGAGAAGUUAUAA